UGUUAAUGACAGAUCACUUCUGAAGGAGGCCCCCAGCCGCUGUCCAACAUCAUCUUCUCCAUGGACGAGGAGCGCGUGGCGCGGGUGAACAGCACGGGGCUGGUGCAGGGCGUGGCCAUGGGCAGUGCCACGGUCACAGCAGUGGUGCAGGCUGUGGAUGCAGAGACAGGGAGACUCGUGGUGGUGUCUCAGGACAAGGUGGAAGUGGAAGUGGUACAGCUGACAGCUGUCAGAAUUCGGGCACCCAUUACCCGGAUGAAAACUGGUACUCAGGUGAGUUGGUUUGGGAUUUGCUUCUCUUGCCUUAACAUGUUGAGCUGCACAUUGGGACCGUUCCUGUCAGACCAUCUGGUGAUGGCACUGCAGCUCCCAGUGGCACCAGGACUGCUGCAGGAGGGAAUGUGCUGGCAGAGAGAAGCUGCCCUGUGAGGGUGGGGAGGCCCUGGCACAGGUUG
Molecule: messenger RNA, 455 nt
Organism: Lepidothrix coronata (blue-crowned manakin)
Lineage: Eukaryota; Metazoa; Chordata; Aves; Passeriformes; Pipridae
Product: nuclear pore membrane glycoprotein 210-like
Exons: 2
Coding region: 61-429 (122 amino acids)
Cellular component (GO): nuclear pore
Source: RefSeq, a predicted model, not a curated record